CAGACAACUUACGCUGUCAUUUAACAUUAGCAUUUCCAGUGAUAUUGGCAGUAAUGUUCCGCUGGUAUUUCUUGGCAACUUAGUGAUAAUGAUACUAGAUUCAAUUAUAGGGUCAUGCAAGUACGUUUUUGGAUUGAGGUAAUUUUUUUAGUGAAAAUGUUUAGGAUCUAAACACAUUGUUAACAUUGUUGAGUACAGGAUCGUCAGGUGACUAUCUUGAAAUGUAGGUGACCUUAUUUUGAUAACAUUCGGCAUAGAAACUGUUGCACUUUAGUCUGCAGUUAAGUUCACUCUGAAAUCAGAGAUACAUUUUAUACUAAUGAAGAGAGUGAAAGUUAAUAACUAAGAUGAAGAGCCAAUGGAGGAUGUUCGUAAUUCUUUCCAGCUUUCUGUCUUCAGUGACAUCGAAAAUUAUUACAACAACGUUGGGUAACGUCAUUGGGACUAGCAUAUUUUUCGAGGAUAUUACAUAUAUCAACAAAAGUGUUAAUUUAGACGUGUACCGUGGGAUACCAUUUGCUGAGCCCCCUAUGGGAGGUCUUCGCUUCAAGCGUCCUAUUGAAAGAAAACCGUGGAGUCCAGAGGCUUGGAACGCCACUUACUACAGAAAUGUUUGCGAACAAACGAACCCUAAUAUUGUGUCGUCUGAAACUUCAGAAGAUUGUUUAUACUUGAAUAUAUUUGUCCCUCAGUCUGCGAUGCCAGGAACAGCAGUGAUGGUUUGGUUCUAUGGUGGCGCUUUUCUCUUUGGAGGCGGAUCUGAACCAGAAUAUGAUCCAACACCACUGGUUGCUGUCGGUGACGUCAUCAUCGUUACUGUAAAUUAUCGUUUAGGAAUCUACGGUUUCCUAACUACUGGUAACAUAACAAAUUUUACAUACUAUUAUUAUUAUCUUGGUGUUGGUAUACCUUCUGGUGCUGUCAUUACUGCCGCUGCUGGUGCUGAUAUUAACAGUGCUGCUAUGCCAUCUGUUGCUGUCAUUACUGUUGCUGCUGCUGUUACUGCUGCUUGUGCUGCUAUUACUGGUGCUGCUUUUACAUUCUGUACCGCCACCAGACAACUUACGCUGUCAUUGAACAUUAGCAUUUCCAGUGAUAUUGGCAGUAAUGUUCCGCUGUUAAUAACUAAGAUGAAGAGCCAAUGGAGGAUGUUCGUAAUUCUUACCAGCUUUCUGUCUUCAGUGACAUCGAAAAUUAUUACAACAACAUUGGGUAACGUCAUUGGGACUAGCAUAUUUUUCGAGGAUAUUACAUAUAUCAACAAAAGUGUUAAUUUAGACGUGUACCGUGGGAUACCAUUUGCUGAGCCCCCUAUGGGAGGUCUUCGUUUCAAGCGUCCUAUUGAAAGAAAACCGUGGAGUCCAGAGGUUUGGAACGCCACUUACUACAGAAAUGUUUGCGAACAAACGAACCCUAAUAUUGUGUCGUCUGAAACUUCAGAAGAUUGCUUAUACUUGAAUAUAUUUGUCCCUCAGUCUGCGAUGCCAGGAACAGCAGUGAUGGUUUGGUUCUAUGGUGGCGCUUUUCUCUUUGGAGGCGGAUCUGAACCAGAAUAUGAUCCAACACCACUGGUUGCUGUCGGUGACGUCAUAAUCGUUACUGUAAAUUAUCGUUUAGGAAUCUACGGUUUCCUAACUACUGGUGAUGACGAAGCACCUGGAAAUUAUGGGGUGCUUGAUCAGGUACUAGCAUUGCACUGGAUCCGUGAUAACAUUGCAGCGUUCAAUGGUGACCCAAAUUCUAUUACAAUAUUCGGUGAAAGUGCAGGAGCAGCAAGUGUGCAUUUGCACAUCCUAUCUCCUUUAAGUCGUGGCUUAUUUCAGCGGGGUCUUAUGCAAAGUGGUUCAGCGCUCUCCGGUUGGGCUGUUGCAUUGGAUAAAGAGAAGGCUAUUUCUGAUGGAAGAUAUGUCGGUAGAGCCGUCAACUGCACACAAGAGGACUCCGCUGAAUUUGUAGCGUGUCUUCGUAGCAAACCCAUGGCGGCAAUUACAGCAGCUCAGUUUGCCUCACAAGUUACGAAUAUGAUUCCAUUUCUACCAGUAGUGGAUAAUUAUUUCCUGUCAGAUGCACCAGCAACUUUAGUUGCUAAAAUGGAAUACCAGGCAACAGACAUCCUUAUAGGUAAUAACCACGACGAAGGCGCACUCUAUGCUCUCACGGAAUACAAGAACUAUGUCCGUUCAGAAGAACCUCCGGUAAUGUCACUUGAUGAGUUUCGAUCUACUUUUCCAAAGUACAUUUAUAGUUACAGUAACCCGUAUGUACUGGAUGCAAUUGAACAUCAAUAUUUAGACUGGACAACGGUAGAUAACAAUCUAACAAGUCACUUAGAUGAGUUUAUCCAGCUGACAACUGACCAAGACUUCGCAUGUCCGUCAAUAGACGUUGCAAGGGCGCAUGCUACGCGAGGCAAUCGCGUGUACCAGUACGAGAUGACACAUAUUCCAUCAAUGUCUGUGUACACACUCAACAAAAAAAUAGGACCGAAGUGGCUCGGAGCAACCCAUGUUGAGGAAGUCCAAUACACGUUCGGAUGGGGUUAUAACCCGGCACUACGCAGACGAUACAAACAGACAAAUGAUGAGUUAGAAAUGUCAGUGCAGUUUAUGCGUUACUGGACGAACUUUGCCAAAUAUGGCGAUCCAAAUGGAUCACCGAAUGAAACAUCGAUCUAUCCUGCAUGGCCAGUAUUUACUAUAGAUGUGUAUAAGAGACAGACAUAA
Anneissia japonica is the source of this 2723-nucleotide messenger RNA. Its product is annotated as acetylcholinesterase-like. The transcript is spliced from 11 exons. The record is from RefSeq and is a predicted model, not a curated record. The coding region runs from base 348 to 2723 and encodes 791 amino acids. Lineage: Eukaryota; Metazoa; Echinodermata; Crinoidea; Comatulida; Comatulidae.